Molecule: messenger RNA, 945 nt
Organism: Miscanthus lutarioriparius
Lineage: Eukaryota; Viridiplantae; Streptophyta; Magnoliopsida; Poales; Poaceae
Source: the annotation of a GenBank genome assembly
AUGGCGGGGAGAUCGCGGUACGACAACCCCUUCGAGGAGGGCGGCGCCGACGAGGUCAACCCUUUCGCGGACCAAGCUAAAAGAGGAGGAUCAACUGCUCAGUCCAGCUAUUCCGGUGGCGCGUUCUACACGACGCAAUCACAACGCCCUUCUGCUCCUCCUAGCACACGCCUUUCGCCUCUUCCUCCUGAACCUGCUGACUUCUACAAUGACUUUGCUACCCCAGUGGAUAUCCCCAUGGACACAAACAAGGACAUGAAGACAAGGGAGAAGGAGCUCCUGGCCAAGGAGGCCGAGUUGAACAGGCGUGAGAAGGAAAUAAAAAGGCGAGAAGAUGCUGCAGCACGAGCUGGCAUUGUAUUGGAAGAGAAGAAUUGGCCACCAUUUUUCCCCAUCAUUCAUAAUGGUAUUGGCAAUGAGAUACCUGUUCAUCUGCAAAGAACACUGUAUGUCGCAUUUGCGUCACUCUUAGGGUUGGUCUUAUGCCUGUUUUGGAACAUAAUCUGUGUUACCGCUGCCUGGGCAAAAGGGUCAGGUCCUAAGAUAUGGUUUCUUGCAAUCAUAUACUUCAUUCUUGGAUGCCCUGGUGCCUACUACCUUUGGUACCGGACACUGUACCGUGCCAUGAGGAAUGAGAGUGCUCUUAAAUUUGGAUGGUUUUUCCUCUUCUACUUGGUUCAUAUCGCCUUCUGUGUGUAUGCAGCUGUUUCUCCUUCAAUUCUCUUUGUGGGAAAAUCAUUAACCGGGAUUUUUCCAGCAAUCAGCUUGAUUGGUGACAGCGUCAUUGUUGGGAUCUUCUACUUCAUUGGCUUUGCAUUGUUCUGCCUGGAGUCUUUGUUAAGCAUGUGGGUCAUUCAGCGUGUUUACCUGUACUUCCGAGGAAGCGGGAAAGAAGCAGAGAUAAGGCGGGAAGCAGCACGCAGUGCAGCGAGGGCAGCAUUUUGA